Messenger RNA from Conger conger (European conger), 2292 nucleotides. RefSeq names its product beta 3-glucosyltransferase a (gene b3glcta). Bases 286 to 1785 code for a protein of 499 amino acids. The transcript is spliced from 15 exons. Gene Ontology annotation, cellular component: membrane. NCBI's taxonomy places the organism in Eukaryota, Metazoa, Chordata, Actinopteri, Anguilliformes, Congridae. The record is from RefSeq and is a predicted model, not a curated record. Gene Ontology annotation, molecular function: acetylglucosaminyltransferase activity.
UGGGUAAUGCUAACUAAGUACAGUGUUGUUAAUUCGUUAGCCAUUGCUGUCCGUUUUCAGCAACGCUACAAUUUGCUAGCCAACUUGCUCCAGUCUUGAUGAAAGAUUUUACCCUGUUUCACCACAUGAGUGCGCGCAUGUACCAUUUCUGGCAAAAUGGAGAUAGCCACAUUCAGUACUCAGUUGGAGUCGGUGGGUUCGUGAAAACAUUCCGCAAAACACUGCCGACACAAUCUCUUCGGAAGCUGGCGAUUCAGCGCGCUACUUGUGUUGCAAGAUCCUGCAAUGCUGCUUAUUUACUCUUAUCUUGGAAACAAAGUGGCGUCUUUGGUCAUUUUCACGUCAUGCUUACUAAUCGGCGUUGCUGUCGGCGAUUUGAAAGGAGCCGGCUCACCGGUCCAGGAGGAUGAUGAGCACAGUCAGGGAAGACCUCUCAGCCUGAAUGAGGUAGUGUUUGUAAUCCAGAGUCAGAAGAACUCCUUCCAUGUGAAGCGGGCGGAGAAGUGCCGGACCGAGCUGCUGAAGCAGGCUGUGGACCUCAGACAGAAGCCACCUGCUGUACUGCUACUCCACAGCCUGUCGGAUAAUGAAGGAGACUGGAGCAUUCUCCCCUUACUGCCUUACUUCUCUGCCAGCUUUGGGAAAAACUCCUCCUGGAUGGUGUUCCUUGAAGAGGAAACCAACGUGAAGGUUGGCAGACUGCUGCAGAUGCUUGAGAGAUUUGACAGAGGGAAAGAGUGGUUCCUGGGGAGGCCUCUUUAUGACAGGGAGUCCACCAUCAUUCACCACUACGCCUUCGCCGACAACCCCUCGGUCUUUAAGUACCCCGAUUUCGCCGCCGCCUGGGCCCUGAGCCUGCCGCUCGUCAAUCGGCUCGCCCAGAAAGUGAGAGACGAGCCACUUAAAUCCGAUUUCACCAUCGACCUGAAGCACGAGAUCGCGCUCUACAUCUGGGCGGAAGGGGCCGGGCCUCGUCUGACUGCGGCCCCCGAGCUGUGCACUGAGCUGGAGGGCUCUCCCAGGGCCAAGCAGUGUGCGACGACCCUCAGCACCUACCUGCCCCAGUGUGGGGAGCCAGUGAAGAAAGAGGACAUCUUUGUCGCAGUGAAGACUUGCAAAAAGUUCCACGAAGAGAGAGUCCCAGUGGUGAAGAGAACUUGGGAGAAACACGCAGCUCUGCUGGAGUACUACAGCGACCACACCGACCACUCCAUACCCACCAUUGACCUGGGAGUGCCGAACACAGAGAGAGGGCAUUGUGGGAAAACCUUUGCCAUCCUGGAGAGGUUUUUGAGCGACGCAGUGGCUCAUACAGAAUGGCUGCUGAUUGUAGAUGAUGACACUCUGAUCAGCCUUCCCAGACUGCAGGCCCUGUUGGGCUGUUACAGGCCCGGUGAGCCACUAUGCCUGGGUGAGAGAUACGGCUAUGGCCUGGGCCAAGGUGGCUACAGCUACAUCACGGGUGGAGGAGGGAUGCUGUUCAGCAGAGCCGCGGUGCAAAGGCUGCUGGGAAGUGGCUGUAAAUGUUACAGUAACGACGCCCCUGACGACAUGGUCCUGGGGAUGUGUCUCAACGCCCUGGGGCUCCCGGUCACCCACAGCCCCCUUUUCCACCAGGCAAGGCCAGAGGAUUAUUCCCCGGAUUUCCUGGCUCAUCAGAUUCCCAUCUCCUUCCACAAACACUGGAACAUCGACCCGAUCGCCGUCUUCAACAAGUGGCUGGUGGACGACACGGAGGACACGGACUCCGACAGGCCGCACAGAAACGCCAGAGAGGAGUUAUAGUCACUGAGCUGGAGCGCUCGGACUGGCCUGCAUUGCCUAAGGUGUGAUGUGAUACGCGCGAAACGUGCUGUUUGUGUAAUGUGUCAAGCGUUUUGCCUUGAGAGAAAGAGAGAGUUUGUGUGUGUGUGAGAGAGAGAGUAUGUGUGUGCGCAUCUUCGUUAACAUGACUGUUCAGGUGUACUGAUUUUGUAGUCAUGGGCGAGCAGAACUGUUGUCAGUAUUUACGCUUGGCUGGAGUAAAUGUUUUCAUGAGUGUGAAUCUUGCACAGCCUUUUACACUGGAGGUGCAUGCUACCCUCUGUCCAUGACUGUGUACGAGGCCUUUUUAUCAAACGAGACUGAACUUGAGUUAUCUGUGUGUUUAAAAGAACAUGGUUCUUUUAUCAUGUGAUAUUUAUAUAAUAAUGUAUGCAAUUCCUUAUAAAGGAUUAGAAGUUUUUUUUGUUAAUGAAGCAUUUCUACAGUGCAAUGAAUGCUGUACAACGUGAUCUAUUUUGAUAUAAAAAG